AUGGUCCUUUCCACGCUCUUGGCCCGGAUUCCAGAUGGCCUUCCUCUCGCGGCAUCUGUCGAUGACGAACAAACGGAAACAGAUCUUUCAGAAUACAAACAACAAGCGAAAUUGAUUUUCAGGAGGUUAAACGAAACGAGUGAACCUCGUUGUAGUAUCGAGAGUGGGAAAUACACAUUACAUUAUGUCAUUUCCAAUUCUGUAGUCUAUCUUUGUAUCGCAGGCAAGGCCUAUCCUCGAAAGCUAGCCUUUUCUUACCUUGAAGAACUUUCAAAAGAAUUUGACCGAUCCUAUAGCACGGAAUUGUCGAAACCCAACCUACGACCAUAUGCAUUCGUCAAAUUCGACACCUUUAUUCAACGGACCAAACGUCUUUAUCAAGACACAAGGACACAAUCAAACUUGGACCGGCUAAACGAAGACCUAGGAGAGGUGACAAGAGUGAUGACCAAGAAUAUGGAAGAUUUACUAUGGAGAGGAGAUUCACUUGAUCGAAUGUCGACCAUGUCAUCUUCCUUGCGUGAUGAAUCGUUAAAAUAUCGUAAAGCAGCUCGUCAGAUUAACAUUGAUGCUCUUUAUAGGAAAUGGGCACCUGUGGGAGUGAUUGGGAUUAUGUUCGUUGUAGUUAUCUGGUGGAGAUUUUGGUAA
Molecule: messenger RNA, 648 nt
Organism: Melampsora larici-populina 98AG31
Lineage: Eukaryota; Fungi; Basidiomycota; Pucciniomycetes; Pucciniales; Melampsoraceae
Exons: 5
Coding region: 1-648 (215 amino acids)
Biological process (GO): vesicle fusion with Golgi apparatus; endoplasmic reticulum to Golgi vesicle-mediated transport; retrograde vesicle-mediated transport, Golgi to endoplasmic reticulum
Cellular component (GO): Golgi membrane; endoplasmic reticulum membrane; endoplasmic reticulum-Golgi intermediate compartment
Molecular function (GO): SNAP receptor activity
Source: RefSeq, a predicted model, not a curated record